Rubroshorea leprosula is the source of this 2844-nucleotide messenger RNA. NCBI's taxonomy places the organism in Eukaryota, Viridiplantae, Streptophyta, Magnoliopsida, Malvales, Dipterocarpaceae. The record is from the annotation of a GenBank genome assembly.
AGGGGGCUAAUGUGCAGUUUCUGCCUCAGAUUCUUUCAACUAAGUCCAAACCCGUAGACCGCAUGCCACCAUUCAGCAGCCGCGCACGGUUCAACUCCACUGCAGCAGUAGCGCCAUUUUCCUCCGUCAUCUUCUGCACAGCCCAAACUCAGCCGCAAACAUCGCUCAGAACAAACAAAUAGAGUCCGUCAGAAAAUAUUCCCACGCAAAGGAGGGAGACAAAGAAAGAGAAGCAGCAGGAGCACGUCACCGUUGCCAUCGCUCAAUGCAAGUCUCUUACAAUAACGCUUUCAAGCACAACCGCCGCGGAGGUCGUCAACGGCCUCAGCCGUCGAUCUCGAAUCUACGGCCAGGUCAGGUGGCAUUCCGUAUAGUCUGCCACGCGUCGGCUGUAGGUGGCGUGAUCGGGAGUUCCGGUUCCGUGGUGGCGCAGCUCCGUCGGGAGACGUCAUCCCGAAUCCACUGCGUGGAUGGUGUUCGUGGCUCGGACCACAAGGUGAUACUCAUAAUCGGGUCUGGAUCGGUUGAGAAAAGGAUCCGAUUGAGCGAGAGCGAGGAGUGUGACGUGUCGUGUGCUCAGGAGGCGAUGAUUAGGGUUUUUGAGAGACUUUGGCAGGUGGAGGCGGAGAGAGACGGUGGUGGUGCCGUGUAUGGUGGCGUUGAGGAGGAGGCAUACUGUGGUUUGCUUGUCAAUACGACCCAGAUUGGCGCCGUGGUCGGGAAAGGAGGGAAGAGCAUCACGAGAAUGAGGCAAGCGAGUGGAGCCAACAUCAGAAUCCUGACUGCUCCAUCUUGUGCGACAAAGGAGGAUGAGUUGAUCCAGAUUACAGGUCGCACUUUGGCUGUCAAGAAAGCCCUUGUUGCUGUUUCUAGCUGUCUUCAAGAUUGUCCACCGAUGGAUAGAGAUCCAGUACCCCCAAGUAGGCCUCCGGCACCCGCUGAGAAUGCUUCCUAUGAGGCCUUCCGUGAUCUGCAUGCGGAAUUGUUUCCUCACCUUAGUUCACUGUUGCCAUCUAUGUCUAUAAAUUCUGCAAGCACUGCUUCAAAUGCCCGCUUGCCAUCCAAGGAUGUUGAUGGAGAUCUCACCUUGGACAAGAAUGGUACACAAAAAGUUGUGUUUAGACUACUCUGUUCCAACGGGGCUGCUGGAGCCAUUAUCGGUAAGAAGGGAGCUAUAGUCAGAGCUCUACAGAACCAAUCAGGUGCUGCUAUAAUGUUUGCAGCUCCAGCAAUUGAGUCUGGUGAGCGUGUGGUCACCAUAUCUGCAUUUGAGAACCUCGAGACAUGGUACUCUUACUUUCCUGCACAAAAUGCUGUCAUCCUUGUCUUUGCAAGAUCUGUUGAGGCUGAUAUUGAAAGGGGACUUCCAUCUGGCUUGAGUAAGGGUACUUCUGUAACUGCAAGGCUUCUGGUUGCUUCUGAUGUAGUGAGUUGCUUGAGUGGAAAUGGAGGCCAGGUACUCUCUGAAAUGAUAGGAGUGGCUGGUGCUGAUGUACGAAUAUUGCAGGAGGAGUUGGUCUUUGAUCAUGCUCCAAAGAAUGUAGUAGUACAGAUAACUGGGGAAUAUAAGAGUGUCCAGGAUGCUCUAGUUCAUGUAACUGGUAAGCUGAGGGAUAACCUUUUGCCCCUUGAUGUGCUUAAUGAGGUGAGAGUGAGGAACCCCUAUGGAAGAGUAAGGGAGACCAACCCACCUGGAGUGCACCAACAAGCAAGCCUAUCUCUUAAUACUGACCAACAAACUUUUGCAACACACGGAAUGGGUCAGGGACUUUCUGACAGUACAUUUGGUACUCAUUCAUUAAAACUUCAGCCACAACAGCAGACUAUAGGAAGGGGGCAUUCAAUUACAAUUCCAGAUUAUGAGCAAGGUGUGAAAGUCUUUGGAGGGAAUUUAGAAGUUGAGAGAUCAAUGGAUUAUCUUUUGCCCCGUGAAGUUCUCAAUGAAGUUGGAGGAAGAAGCCCUCGUAGAGGAGUGAGUGACACUUCCUCUUCUGGUUCACAUAGAUCGUUUAAUGUAUCUCUUGAUUCUGAUCAAGAGAGUGUCUUAGCAAGAGGAAUGGAUCAUCUUGGGAUCUCUGAUCAGCUUGGUGGUCCUGCUUCACAAAUCUUGCAGCCACAACAGACUGUGGGACACAAGAAAGCCAGUGCAGAUGGUAGAAGAGCUGAACUUGAGAGUGGCAAGAAAUCUGUUAUUGUGAAAAAUACUACUGUAGAAAUCCUAGUGCCUGCAGAUGUUUUUGGUUCUGUUUAUGGAGAAGAUGGCUGCAAUCUGGCACAUCUUAGACAGAUUUCAGGUGCAAACGUUGAAGUGUAUGAUCCUUGUCCUGGUGAAUGGGAGGGAACAGUUGUUAUAUCUGGGACACCAGAACAAACCCAGGCAGCACAAAGUUUGCUUCAAGCCUUCAUCCUUGCCUACCAGUAAUGAGUAAUCAUCAUCACCUCUUAUAGUCAUGGACUAAUCAGGAGACGGCAAAAUUUUAUGACUUACUUAAAUUAACCUUGCUUUCUCGGAGGAACUACUCAUCCUGCUUCUUUCAUACUUCGACAUAGGUUCAACUCAGAAAAAACAGCCAAAUCUAGGUGUUCUCUGUGGAUAUCAAAAUUGGUGAUUUUAUUUUCAGGAAACAGCUUUUCAGUGAGAUAAAAUCAUAGAGAUACAAGGGCUUUUCUAGUAUCAUUACUCUUUUUAAUUGUAAAUGCCAUUACCCUGCUUUUAUUUCACAGCAUGAAAAGAUGCUUUGUUUGUGGUUUCUUAUGCUCCAUUUUUUAAUUACCACACAUGAUAGGACCUGCUCUAGACUCUCAUUGUUUAUGUGUAUUGUAGCUCUUUUAGUUUUAUGGUUA